Molecule: messenger RNA, 3146 nt
Organism: Ruditapes philippinarum (Manila clam)
Lineage: Eukaryota; Metazoa; Mollusca; Bivalvia; Venerida; Veneridae
Product: heat shock 70 kDa protein 12A-like
Exons: 6
Coding region: 510-2306 (598 amino acids)
Molecular function (GO): ATP binding; ATP-dependent protein folding chaperone
Source: RefSeq, a predicted model, not a curated record
UUUCAUGAUUAAAAACCAGCUUGCGAGAUAUUUUUGGGGGGUUUAACGUCGCGCACCAGCACUAGAUAGUAAAGGUCAUAUGGCGACUUUCCACCUACAGUUACUGGUGGAGGAAGACCUCAGGUGUCCCUCUGUACAUCAUUUAAAGCAUUAACGGGCACCUGAGUAGAACCACCGACUUUCCGUAAGCUAACUGGGUAGCUUGCGAGAUAUUAAUUGCCGUAACCGAUAAAGGAAGUGUGUGAGGUGCACCCAAACCCCUUUUACUUGAAGAACCCAUUGUCGCGGACUAGCGCUCGCUUUCUUCGUUCUCUUAAUUGUAAAAACCAUAACAUAAACACACUAUUUGCUUUGACAUUGGAAAGGGCCAUAAACUGCCUGGACACUUUAACAUUGAAAUAGACAUUACGAUGCUUUUAUGAUUAUUUCUCUUAAUAAUAUUUAACUCAUCUAUCUAAUUAUCUAAUUAAUUGGUGGUACUGCAAAAACAGAAAUACAAAAGGUUGACGAUGUCGGGUGCAAAAGGUGGUACAAAGGGAGGACCAAGCAGUAAGGGAGGUAAACUGGUCGUUGCAGCUAUUGAUUUUGGUACGACCUACUCUGGAUACGCAUUCUCUUUAAAAAACGAGUAUAUUAAAGACCCUACAAAAGUUUAUGCUCAGACAAAAUGGGUCGCUGGUACAGGAUCCUUGAUGUCACUGAAAACACCGACAAUUCUUCUCCUAAACAAAGACAAGACAUUCAAAGCUUUUGGGUAUGAAGCAGAAAACGAGUAUGGUCAACUAGCGAUAGAUGGGGUACAUGAGGAUUACUAUUAUUUCAGACGCUUUAAGAUGAUGCUAUAUAAUUCAAUGGGAUUAAAGCGAGAUCUAGAAAUAACAGACGAAUUUGAUCAUAAGAUGAAGGCUCUAGAGGUGUUCGGUAUAGCUAUCAAAUACUUGAAAGAUCACCUUAUGGGAUGUCUACGUAACAUAUUACAUGAUGCAGAUGAUAAUGACUUACGAUGGGUGUUAACAGUCCCUGCCAUAUGGAAUGACGGCUCUAAACAGUUCAUGAGAGAGGCAGCAGAAAUUGCUGGAAUAAAGACAGACAAUCUGAUCAUUGCCCUUGAACCGGAAGCAGCCUCGUUAUUUUGUAUGCAUCUUCCGGUUGAGAAAAUGAAAUUGGAAGGAAACAUGUCAGAAUCCAUGCGUGUAUCUCCAUUUUCUAAAGGUAGAAAAUACAUGGUGGUUGACGUUGGAGGCGGAACAGUUGAUAUAACUCUACAUGAAGUCGUUGAUUCGGACAAACUCAAAGAAUUACAUUCAGCGAAUGGUGGCGCGUGGGGUGGCGCGACUGUCGAUGCUGCUUAUGAAAACUUUCUCGCGAAAAUAACAGGAGAAAAAACUUAUAAGCGAUUCAAAACAGAAGCUGCAGAAGAUCACAUCGAUCUGCUCCGAGAGUUUGAAACUAAAAAAAGAGGAGUAGUAGCUGGAAAAACUGGAAAAGAGACCAUAAAAAUCCCAGUUCGCUUGACAGACUUGUAUACAGAAGACACGGGCAAGCUGUUAAAAGAUAGAAUAAGUGAGAUACCAGACUUUAAAGAUAAAGUUAAGUGGUUGAGUGAUAAAAUUCGAAUGGAUAUGGAAAUUGUAAAGUCGUGGUACGACGAAUCGUGUAAAAAUACUGUAAAACAUAUCAAGAAGAUAUUCAAGGAUACGAAAAGUCAGGGAGUUGAUACAAUCUUACUCGUCGGUGGUUUUUCUGAAUCACCAAUGCUACAAGAAGCUAUAAGAUCAAAUUUUCAAGACAAAAGAUUAAUCAUACCUGAAGAAGCUGGUUUGGUGGUUUUAAAGGGAGCUGUGAUAUUUGGACAUAACCCAAUUACCAUAGUGUCCCGUGUUGCUAAAUGUUCAUAUGGCAUCCGAGUGUAUCGUGAUUUUAAAGCUGGUGUACAUCCGGAAAACAAAAAGGUUCAAGUUGGAAAACGUGUUAAAUGCAAGGAUGUGUUUGCUUGUCAUGUAAAGAAAGGUCAAGAACUGGUUGUUGGUGAGGUGCAAUCGAAACAAAGAUACACGCCACUAGAAGCAGAUCAAAUGACAUUGAUAUUUGAUUUAUACACCUCUACAAAGGAAGAUCCUCAAUACGUCACGGAUGUAGACUGCUCUUAUUUAGGUCAGCUGGAAGUUGAAGUUCCGGAUCUUUCUGGCGGGAAAGAUCGAGGCGUCUUUGUGAAACUGAUUUUUGGCGGAACGGAAGUCGUUGUCGAGGGAGAGGAUGAAAAAACGAAAAAGGUUACAAAGGCAACCUUUGAUUUUUUGCAGUAGCUGUCUCGAUAUUGUAGGAUAUUGCUGCAAAUUGUUGUUACUUUGUGUUGUUUGUUUACAUGACAUAUUGUGCAUCUGCAAUUGUAGUUAAUACUUUUUCCUUCGAGCAUUAUCUUAACAUUACGAACUGUGACAAUCGAGGUGCGAUAGAGGUCUUUGAUACCUUGAUGUUUGAGUGUGUAGCCAUUUAAAUGCUAAAGGUGAGCGUCUUCCCAGAAAGAACGAUAUAUAAGUACUAUAGUAUCCUGGUUUAAUCAUGCUAAAUAUCUUGAAUGGACUUAUCCAUCUUUUAAUAUGGGCAAAUCCAUUUAUUAUUAAAAAAUCAAAAUAAACAUUGACUGAAUAGCGAACAGCGCAGACCAUGAGCAGACAGCAUGGUUGCCGUCCCCGGAAGUGAAAAAAAAAUCUAAGCGUGCGCAUUCGGAAAGAUAACGAUAACUCGUCAAGGGAGGCAACUAAGUUAUGGAAAAGGACUUAUAUAAGUAGAAUAUGUUCCCGGCAGCAGGCUAAGAGCUAAUAGGCGAAAAUGAUAAGACUGAAACUCUAGAUUAUUUCACUUGAAGUAGAUUGUAGUAUUGUGGAAAAUGAGAAAAUUCGUGCUGAAGUAACAUUUUGUGUAACGAAAUAUCAAAGUUUAAAUGUACAAAAAUACCUUUUUGAUUUUCAUGUCAAAAAAAAAAUAUAUUUUUGCAUAGCUCAAAAAUCAGUGGUAUUUAUCUAUAAGUGAUAAAUUAUGUUAAAGUUUUUUUUUGUAUAUUAUUCAUAUUUGCAGUACAUGUUGAUAUUUGAUAUUGUUUUGUAUAUGCUGGAUAUAUUUAUAUAAAUAUUAUUCAAGAUUUA